Molecule: messenger RNA, 1392 nt
Organism: Lachancea nothofagi CBS 11611
Lineage: Eukaryota; Fungi; Ascomycota; Saccharomycetes; Saccharomycetales; Saccharomycetaceae
Source: the annotation of a GenBank genome assembly
AUGUUUCUAGCAUUUUAUAUCACUAAUUUGAAACAUGUGCUCAUAUUUCAACAGCUUUUGAGCUACGAUUCACCCUCUUUCAAAUCGCUAUGGACAAAAGUUCAAUCAGUGGCCCCAGAAUCGUCCAAUGGGGAAGUUUGGUUCAAGGCUGAUUUAGGCAAGAAUCUACAGGUCUAUAAGUCUCAAUCGGAGUCAAGCGAUCUAAUAUACUGGUGUCUAGUCACGCGUCAGCCUAAUCCACUGGAGCCGAUGGUGUUUCUGGAGGCAUUCGACACAACGCUGCUAAAUUAUUUUGAUAAAGAACAGCUUGCCAUUACCAAGCUGAUCAACAAUCAGGAUCGAGUGGCACUGUUGCUGAAUUGCAUGGUUGACGCCAACGAACCAGCAAUUUUGAAUCUCAAUAGACUGAAAGAGAUGGUCCCUAACCGUGAAGAUCUUGCUAAGAUUUUCAACUCUACUGCCUCGACGAUUAGCAACCGCAUUCAAAAUAGUGACUCGUCACAGAUAAAGAGCUCAGGUUUUUCAACACAACCGCCUGUGGGUGCAAACCGCACUGAGCAUCAAGUGGUGCCCUGGAGAAGCCCUGGUACAAAGCAUUCGAAUAACGAACUAUAUGUUGAUAUGAUGGAGAAAGUUCACCUCGUUUUACAUAAGAGCUCCAAAACGGGGCACUUGAACGUCGUGCGAGGCUUGAUAGAGGGAGCCAUAGAUUUCCGGUCCCAAUUGACCGGAGACCCGGUUGUCGCCGUGAACUUAGAGCUUCACGGACAUGAUUUAGGCAUCCCAUCACUUCACCAGUGCUGUGAAGGCCACCAACAAGAUCAAAGGUUGGACGAACUGCAGUUUGUCCCACCUGAUGGCAAAUUUCAGUUAAUGCAAUACGUUAUUGACCUUGAGGCGUUUGAAAGCCGCAGCAAGCUACUUGCAAACAUAGGCCUGGUGUCAGUAGAUUAUGACACUAGACUGGGCCCCCUGGGUGAUGAAUUUGAGAUCCGCGUCAACAUUGCAGGUUCGCAACAUACCAAGCACAUCGAUGAUCUCGCCAUCGCGGUCAAUUUCAACGCGCCGUCGCUGACGUCCGAAUGCAAAAUCAAAGUUCUACGUAACACGCAUGGUCAUUUCGAGAACUCUGUGGAUAACUCCUCGGGUCAUUGGAUUUUCGACAAGCAGACGCCGACUGGUACACUGCCUGUUUUGAGAGGCUGUCUCGAGAACGCCAGCCCCGACCAAAUAAAAUCUUUGAAUCUCACCGUUCAUUUCUCGUGUAAGGGCGAGCUCCCAAGCGGCAUCAAAGUUCGAUCUGUAAACAUUCUAUCAGGUAUACCGCGCAAUGUGACACCAUUCAAAGGCGUCAAGUAUACUGCUAAAACUGGAGACUAUCACUUACGGUGA